CUUCGAUAAAUUCAUCGAUAUUCUUCCUCUUCAUAUGGCGCGAUUGGUUUUACUUUACUGCGAAUUUAUUUGAAUGAAAGCUGUCUUAACAUGUUUUCGCCCCGUCUUCGCCUCACACAGAAGAUACUGCGCUAAUCCCGGCCAGGCAAUGAAGUACCUGAACGUGGCGGAGAAGAACGACGCCGCCAAAACGAUUGCCGGCCUGCUGUCCAAUGGCGCAGCACACAGGCGCGAAGGCUACUCGGUGUACAACAAGGUCUUCGAUUUCGAGGCCCUUGUGCGCGGAAAGAAUGCCAAAAUGGUUAUGACCUCCGUAUCCGGCCACAUGAUGCAGCUGGCAUUCCAGGUGUCGUACAAAAAUUGGAGAACAGUGGAUCCGCGCUCUUUAUUCGACGCGCCGGUGAAGAAGGGCGUUGGCGCGGACUAUGAGCCCAUCAAAAGGACCUUGGAGCGCGAGGUCCGUGGCUGUCAGGGAUUGAUUAUCUGGACGGAUUGCGAUCGCGAGGGCGAGAACAUUGGCUACGAGAUUAUUGAUGUGUGUCGCGCUAUCAAACCGAAUAUUCCGGUUUAUCGUGCCACUUUCUCGGAGAUUACCACGGUGGCGGUGCGUCGGGCUCUGCAGCAAUUGGGGCAGCCGGACAAAAGGCAGAGCGAUGCCGUGGAUGUGCGCACGGAACUGGACUUGCGAACUGGUGCCGCCAUCACCCGGUUUCAGACAAUGCGCCUACAACGUUUAUUCCCCGAAAAGAUAGCUGAUAAGCUCAUCUCUUAUGGGAGCUGCCAAAUUCCCACUUUGGGAUUCGUCGCCGAACGGUAUAAGGAGAUUGAGGCCUUUGUAUCCGAGCCGUUUUGGAAGAUUAAGGUUCUGCACACAAUUGAUGACUUGACGGUGGAGUUUAAUUGGGCCCGAAACCGACUCUUCGAUAAGGAAGCUUGUGAAAACUAUCUGCUUCUCUGCCUGGCCGAACCGGAUCCUAGAGCGCUCGUGGAGAGCGUCACCGUUAAGCCCAAACACAAAUGGCGACCCACUCCGUUGGAUACCGUGGAAAUGGAGAAGCUUGGCUCGAGGAAACUCAAGCUAUCUGCCAAGGAGACGAUGACCAUUGCCGAAAAACUGUAUACCAAGGGUUUCAUCAGCUAUCCCCGUACGGAAACCAACCAGUUCUCCAAGGAGUUCGCUCUGGCACCACUAGUUGAGAUGCAAACUGGUCACCGCGACUGGGGAGCAUUUGCCCAGCGGGUGAUUGAGUGGGGACCAAAUCCUCGAAACGGUAACAAGUCGGAUCAGGCGCAUCCUCCCAUUCAUCCUACCAAGCUGGCAGAAAACCUGCAGGGAAACGAGGCGCGAGUGUACGAACUGGUCGUCCGGCACUUUCUCGCCUGCGUCAGCAAAGAUGCAGUCGGCUCCGAAACCCUUGUCCACAUCGACAUUGCCGGUGAGAAGUUCACUGCCAAUGGUCUUGUUAUUCACGAACGAAACUACCUGGAUGUUUAUGUUUAUGACAAGUGGAGUGCGAAGCAGAUCCAUCACUAUGAAAACGGACAGCGCUUUGAGCCCACGGAAGUAUCGCUCCACGAAGGUGCCACCACUGCCCCACCCCUGCUGACCGAAGCGGAUUUGAUUGCACUGAUGGAAAAGCAUGGAAUUGGUACAGAUGCCACCCACGCUGAGCACAUAAACACGAUCAAGGAACGCGGCUACAUCGGGGUGCUGGACAAGGGCUUUUUGGUACCAGGAGUUAUAGGAAUGGGACUGUAUGAGGGAUACGAUGCCAUGGAGCUAGCCCUGGCCAAGCCACAACUCCGUGCUGAGUUUGAAUUGGAUUUAAAACUAAUUUGUCAAGGGCAGAAAGAUCCCAAGGUGGUCCUGACCGAACAGAUCGCCAAGUACAAGCAGUCCUAUCAGCAAAUUACCGAUAAGAUUACCGCCAUGGACGCCAAGAUAUCUGCUCGCAUCAAUGAGACACCAGCUGCCAAUUCUGCAGGUCAGGGAGGAGCCGAUGGAAGUGGUCCAAGUCAAGGCAUCAUCCAAUCAAUCUUCCAGUGCCCUAAGUGCAAUGAGGCUCCUUUGGCGCUCAAGCCAAAGAAGAACCAGCAGGGCUGGUACAUUGGCUGCAAUAACUUUCCUGACUGCAAAAACGCAGUCUGGCUUCCGACAGAGUGCAAGGACGCAUCCGUGCUGGACGAGUGCUGUCCCACCUGCGGCGAUGGAUACCGAAUGCUCAAGUUCCGCCUGAGCACGCCUUACUAUCGCGGGGUAUUCAGUACUCCCAGCGGUUGGUACAAAACCUGUUUGCCCUGCGAUAAUCUCUUUCGCACCACGUUCAACAUUAAUUUGGACUCGGUUAAGAAAGUGGGAGGCAUUGUGGGUGAAGUGCGUGGUGGAGGAGGCGGUCCAGGCUUAGGACCCGGAGGCGGUCCAGGCUCAGGACCCGGAGGCAGUGGCUCUGGCAGAGGAGGCGGCUCUGGAGGAUGGAGCAGCGGACCUGGAGGCGGUGGCUCUGGCGGAGGAGGUGGCUCUGGAGGAUGGGGCAGUGGAACUGGAGGCGGUGACUCUGGUGGACGGGGCAGCGGAACUGGAGGCGGUGGCUUGGGAGGAGGAAGGGGCAAAAAACCUAGCGGCGAAUCUAAAAAACCACCUACUAAAAAGCCUCCCAGCGAACCCAAACCGAAAAAGACAAAAGAGCCGAAAGCGGCAGCCAACAAAAAUUCAAGCAGCAAAUCGACUAGCAGCAUACGCAGCUACUUUACAAGUGCGGCGCCUACGAAUUCCGCCAGCAAUGGACUAGAUGAGUUUUUCGAUAGUAACGAUGGCUUUGAGGACGCCAUGUUGGCUGCUGCCGAAUCCGUGGAAUCGAGUAGCCAACCCAAAACCAUGAGUAUGGUCCCCCUGGAUGACGACAUAGCCGCCGCUUUUGCAGCGGAUGAUGAUGCUGAAUUCGAGGCGUUGGUAAACGGCGGAACCCUGCCCACCGACUCCAAUGUGGACCAGCAGCUAGACAAAAGUCUCUCGGAAUGGGUAAAGGAGCAGGACAAAGCGGACGAGAUGCCAAUGCUUUGGGGAACUCGUGAGCGAGCGUCGUUCGGUACUGCUGCUCCCACUCCUCCCCCGAAACCGGCAGCUAAACGACCGAGAUGGGACAGUGUCGAGUGGGAUUCCACACCACCCUCUUCGGUUCCGGAAUCCGAAACAGUCCUGUGUACAGGAUGUCAGCAGCCAGCUCGCCAGAACACUGUUCGUAGGAAUGGACCCAACCUAGGCAGGCAGUUCUACAACUGUCCCAAACCGGAUGAGUGCACCUUCUUUCAGUGGGCUGAUAAGCCCACUUCAGGGGACGGAGAGGAGGUGAUGUGCAACUGUGGGCAAGUGGCUAGCCAGCUGACUGUCCGAAAAGACGGACCAAACCAGGGUAGACCCUUCUAUGCCUGUCCCACGCGAGAAAAGUCGUGCGGUUUCUUCAAAUGGGGAGAUGAGGACCAAAACCAAGGUGCUAGCAGCACUUCUUGGGGCUCGGCUAAUCGAAAUCCCCCUGGACGCAGUCAGCCCGCGGCCUCUACGUCCGAUGGUUCCAAAACGCGACGUUGUGGUCUCUGUCGCAAGGAGGGACACACAAGGAACAAGUGUCCUCGCAAGGAUGAGUUUGAUAUGUAGUCGAGCGACGUGGGUAUUACCACAGAACGGAUAUGGGAAGAUGUAUUUGUAUGUACAUUGUAUAAAGCGAAAAUAAGAAAGUUGUUUUUAUAAAAUAAAA
This is a messenger RNA of Drosophila simulans, 3752 nucleotides long. It is a transcript of the gene Top3alpha, whose product is annotated as DNA topoisomerase 3-alpha. The coding region runs from base 74 to 3652 and encodes 1192 amino acids. Gene Ontology annotation, molecular function: zinc ion binding; DNA topoisomerase type I (single strand cut, ATP-independent) activity; DNA binding. Gene Ontology annotation, biological process: DNA topological change. Lineage: Eukaryota; Metazoa; Arthropoda; Insecta; Diptera; Drosophilidae. The record is from RefSeq and is a predicted model, not a curated record. The transcript is spliced from 4 exons. Gene Ontology annotation, cellular component: chromosome; nucleus.